This is a messenger RNA of Andrographis paniculata, 4220 nucleotides long. RefSeq names its product kinesin-like protein KIN-14B. The coding region runs from base 164 to 4012 and encodes 1282 amino acids. The record is from RefSeq and is a predicted model, not a curated record. Gene Ontology annotation, molecular function: ATP binding; microtubule binding; microtubule motor activity. The transcript is spliced from 22 exons. Lineage: Eukaryota; Viridiplantae; Streptophyta; Magnoliopsida; Lamiales; Acanthaceae. Gene Ontology annotation, biological process: microtubule-based movement.
CUCACCACAAAAAUUCGCAUUUUGAAUUGGAUAGCGGUAAAAUCACAGGAUUGAAGGGCCACAGUUCAGCCCCGCCAUUGCCUUCUUCUCUUCUUAUCUGCAGGAAACUCAUUUUUCAUGCUGUCUUGAGAUUUUUACUUGAUUGAAUUUGAGGAGUUUUGCAAUGGGGGAGCAGAGGAGUAGCAGUAGCAGUAGCAGUGGCAACAACCGGUGGAAUUGGGAGGUAUCCGGGUUCGAGCCACGGCGCCCGUCGGAGCAGCGGGAUGACUACCGGAAGACGCCGCUGUCGGGGCGGCGAUACUCGAUGUCGAUUUCAUCGCAUUCCGAGCUGUCCAGGCUCGCCGCGAGCUCCAAGCUCACGCAGUUGAAGGACAAAGUCAAGCUUGUCAGAGAUGAUUACCUGCAGUUAAGACAGGAAGCUAGGGAUCUUCAAGAAUAUUCUAGUGCAAAACUUGAUCGAGUUAGUCAAUACUUAGGUGUACUUGCUGAUAAGACACGUAAGUUAGAUCAGGCUGCCGUAGAAGUAGAAGCUAAAAUAUCUCCACUUCUAUCUGAGAAGAAAAAGUUAUUGAAUGAUUUGUUGACUGCAAAAGGAAACAUAAAGGUGGUUUGUCGUGCAAGACCUCUUUUUGAAAAUGAAGGUUCAUAUGCUGUUGAAUAUCCCAAUGAUUAUACAGUUAGCAUAAAUUCUGGGGAUGGUCCUCUUUCCCAUCCCAAGAGUGUUUUUGAAUUUGACAGAGUUCAUGGGCCUAAUGCUGGACUAGGAAAUGUUUUUGUUGAUAUUCAGCCUUUUGUUCAAUCAGCAUUUGAUGGAUAUAAUGUUUCUGUGUUUGCAUAUGGACAAAGCGGCUCUGGAAAGACAUAUACUAUGGAAGGCUCCAGCCAUGAUCAAGGUUUAUAUGUUCGAUGUAUUGAGGAGCUCUUUACUUUGUCCACCUCAGAUGCAACAUCAGCUUCUCAGUAUAGUUUCUCAGUUUCAGUGUUUGACAUACAUGAUGAAAAGGUGAAUGAUUUGCUUCCGAAAUUUAAGGAUCGGCCAAGUGUCCGUCUUUGGUCAUCGAAUAGCGAUCAAAACCUCACACAAGAUUUCAAGGUUGAUAAAUGGGAUAAUGGUGAAGAAGUGCAGCAGGAAAAAAUUGAGAAUCCAGCAGAAUUCUCCAACGUUCUCCAAUCAGCAUUAUCUAAUGCAGCAAAGUCUAGAGCCUUCCACCGGGUUGUCACUAUACAUAUAUGCAAUAUAAACUUAGCCACAGGUGAGAGCAGAUGCAGCAAGCUUUCUUUAGUUGAUUUGGCUGGAAGUGAUGGUACAAGAACAGAGGCCACCGGUGAACAUGCAACAGAGUUGUUGCAUGUCUCAAGAUCCUUGACAGUUUUAGCUGACGUAUUGGCUUCCUUGUUCGCUAAGAAGGAUAAAAUUCCCUAUGAAAACUCUCUGUUAACCCAAGUUCUUGCAGAUUCACUAGGUGGAACCUCCAAAUCAGUGAUGAUUGUCAACAUCUGCCCGAAUAUGCUCAGCAUGUCUGAGACAAUAUCAUCUCUUAAUUUUUCCUCUAAUGUCCAAAAUGCCAUGAGACAGAAGGAUUUUGCCAGUGAAGCACGUACAGAGUUUCCUGAAAAAGAAGAUGAAAUCAAUGAGCUGAAGCAAGAGAUUACGAAACUAAAACAAGAUUUGAAACAUGCCAAUGACCAAUGCGUUUUGCUUUAUAAUGAAGUUCAGAAAGCCUGGAAGGUUACUUCCACGUUGGAGUCUGAUUUGAAGGCAGACAACACAGUGCUUGCAGAUAAGUUCAAGAUAGAGAAGGAUCAGAAUCAACAACUUCGAAACCAAGUUUCUCAAUUGUUACAGGUGGAGCAAGAGCAGAAGUUGCAGAUUGAAGAAAAAGAUUCAACUAUUGAAAUGCUACAGGCUAAGCUGAAGAAUAUUGAGUCACAAUUGAAUGAAGUUCUUCUCUCCAAAACCACUUUGUCAACGAAUGGCACUGGACUGUCAAGUGAAGAGCAAACAAGCAACAAAUCCCCUGCUGAUGAUGUAGAAUCUGCUGCAGUUACCAAGAAACUUGAGGAUGAGCUCAAAAAACGAGAUGCUCUCAUUGAGAAAUUACAUGAAGAGAAUGAGAAGUUGUUCGACAAGUUAACUGAAAAAGCUUCAGCCGAAUCACCUAAGGUGUCAUCUAAACCUCCUGGGGGCUCAAAUGCCCAGUCUCGUGACUUGGGAAGAAAUGAUAAUUCUCAUGCCAAAGGACGGCCUGGUGAUGUUUCCUUACCCACCCAAGCAGAGAAUGCUGGUGCAUUGGUUAAAUCUGGCACUGGUAUAGUUAAAACUACACCUGCUGGUGAAUAUCUUACAGCAGCACUUAAUGACUUCAAUCCUGAACCAUAUGACAGUCUUGCUGCCAUAUCAGAUGGUGCAAACAAGCUCUUGAUGCUGGUAUUGGCUGCGGUAAUAAAAGCUGGUGCUUCUAGAGAGCAUGAAAUACUUGCUGAAAUUAGAGAGGCUGUAUUUGCUUUUAUCCGUAAAUUGGAGCCCAAAAGGGUCAUGGACACCAUGCUUGUGUCCCGUGUUAGAAUUCUCUACAUACGAUCGUUGCUCGCUCGCUCUCCUGAGCUCCAAUCAAUUAAGGUUCUCCCUGUUGAGCGGUUUCUAGAGAAGCCUGUAAGUGGGCGUAGUAGAAGCUCUAGCCGCAGUAGUAGUCCUGGAAAAUCUCCUGUGCGCCAUGAAUCCAGUGCUAGGACAAAUAUGCUGGUUGAGGAGUUUGUUCCAGGUUUCAGAGUUAAUAUAAAACAAGAAAAGAAGUCAAAGUUGUCGUCUGUGGUCCUGAAGAUACGUGGAAUCGACGAGGAUGUAUGGAGACAACAUGUAACCGGUGGAAAGCUUCGGGAAAUAACUGAGGAAGCAAAAAGUUACGCAGUCGGAAGAAAGGCUUUGGCAGCUCUUUUUGUCCACACUCCAGCCGGUGAGCUCCAGCGCCAAAUCAGAAAUUGGCUUGGUGAGAAUUUUGAUUUCCUGUCUGUUGCUGAUGACACGGUAGCCGGAGCAACUGGACAGAUUGAGCUUCUCUCAACUGCAAUUAUGGAUGGUUGGAUGGCGGGUCUUGGCGCUGCCCAACCUCCCAGCACUGAUGCCCUCGGUCAGCUUUUGUCCGAAUAUGCAAGACGUCUCUAUGCUUCUCAGCUGCAACACUUAAAAGACAUUGUAGGCACUUUGGCUACUGAAUCGGCAGAAGACGCUGCACAGGUGGCGAAGCUCCGCUCUGCUCUCGAGUCUGUUGAUCACAAGAGACGGAAGAUUUUGCAGCAGAUGAAAAGCGAUGCAUCAUUGUUCAGUUUGGACGAAGGCGCUGCACCGAUUGGAAAUCCCAACACCGCUGCUGAGGAUGCACGACUGGCGUCAUUAAUUUCACUUGAUGGCAUAUUGAAGCAAGCUAAGGAUAUAACAAGACAAGCAUCAGCUGGUGUUCUAAGUAAGAGUAAAAAACGCUCGUUGCUUUCCUCUCUUGAUGAACUCUCCGAGCGGAUGCCUUCAUUACUGGAUGUCGACCAUCCUUGUGCUCAGCGACACAUUGGUGAAGCUCGACAACUUGUUGAGUCGACUACAGAAGAGGAUGACAAGCACGUCGACUCGGCGGCGCCAUCCAAAGACACAACUCAGCAGCAGCUGCAGCCGCAGGACGUGUCGCAAUGGAACGUCCUACAGUUCAACACGGGGUCGACAACUCCAUUCAUCAUCAAGUGCGGGGCGAGCUCAAAUUCGGAACUUGUAAUAAAAGCAGACGCGCGCGUGCAAGAGCCAAAGGGCGGGGAGAUUGUCCGGGUGGUUCCAAAGCCAACAGUCCUCGAAAACAUGACGCUUGAAGAGAUUAAGGAUAAGGUAUUCUCGCAGCUUCCGGAAGCUCUCAGUUUGCUCGCUCUUGCUCGGACAGCUGACGGGACCCGCGCUCGUUACUCGAGAUUGUACCGUACGCUGGCCUUGAAAGUUCCCGCGCUCAAAGAUGGAUUUGUCGAACAAGUUUGAACGGAGGAGGAUGUGUUUCGAUCCAAUUCGAUCAAAAUGAUCUCCAGUCUUACUGGUUGCUUUGUAAGAAAAUUUGUUCUAUUUUAUACGUGUUUUUUUUUUUUUUUUUUUUUUUCUGAGAACAUAGGAUAGGAUGGAAUUGAGUAUACAAUGUAAUACACAAUACAUAUUGGUAUUGUUUAUUAUUAAUGUUCAAUGUUAAAAGUAA